Dunckerocampus dactyliophorus (ringed pipefish) is the source of this 750-nucleotide messenger RNA. RefSeq names its product mitochondrial ribosomal protein L30 (gene mrpl30). The record is from RefSeq and is a predicted model, not a curated record. Gene Ontology annotation, cellular component: large ribosomal subunit; mitochondrion. The coding region runs from base 185 to 682 and encodes 165 amino acids. Gene Ontology annotation, biological process: translation. Lineage: Eukaryota; Metazoa; Chordata; Actinopteri; Syngnathiformes; Syngnathidae. The transcript is spliced from 6 exons. Gene Ontology annotation, molecular function: structural constituent of ribosome.
GACGAAGAAGACGAAGAAGACGAAGAAGACGAAGAAGACGAAGAAGACGAAGAAGACGAAGAAGACGAGGAAGACGAGGAAGAAGACGACUUUUACUGGGACGCUGGAGUUUAUACACACAUUUACGCUGUUUUUGACGCCGUAACCUUGGCCUGCAUGUGGGUCAGAUAACACCAGUGAAUGGAUGUAUUACGGAAUUAAAUACAACAUGUCAGCACUCGCUUUAAAGUCGUCAACAGUCAAGACGCUAACAGCAGCCGCACUUUCGCGUUGUCUCACGUUUGUGUCUUCACGCAGCAAGUUUGGCAAAGCAAGAAUUCCGCAAGAGAUAUUUGCAGAGCGGUCACAAGAACAUGAGAAGUACGGCGGUGACCCUAACCAGCCGCACAAACUGCACAUAGUGACCAGAGUUAGAAGUGUGGUGAGAAGGCCAUACUGGGAGAAAGACAUGGUCAAGAGUUUUGGCCUUGAAAAGGCAAAUGUCCCUGUCAUCCACAAGAACAUACCUGCGGUCAACAACCAACUAAAGUUCAUCAAACAUCUUAUCAGAAUCGAGCCACUGAGGACUCCGUACGGACUUCCUGCCGAGCAGGACAUGGCCGACUCCUAUAUCAACAGCAAAGGGGAGCUGAUUGUUCGACGCUUGCUUCAGUCUGUCGACACCAAGGCCAUAAAGUCUUAGAUUAUAAAGAUGCUAGUAGUUACACCUGGUGGAUCCAUAAAACAUAAAUUAAAACAUCUGACAGCAAA